AUGACGAGGGAGUUAUUACUCUCCCUAGUGCACAAUGCCAGCACCCAGCUGAGUAACGAACUGGUGGCACUGAAUGACGACAUUUUAUUUUUACAAAAUGAGUUAAGCUUGAGUAAGAACAAACACUGCUCCGAUCUGGUGAAAAGAAAAACAGAUACAACCAAGGAGCAGAAGUUAAAACGAUUGAGUGCCUUUUUGACAAAGUACGUGACCUUUUUGAUGGAUAAAAGGGAAGGCAGUGCCCCCCCCGGUUGUUAUUACUCUCAUGUGGUGAGCAGAACUGGCGGAAUUGCAAGUUUGAUGGGAGGCAUGAGCGAUGCGGAUACAAGCAAUGAACGUAAUGCAGCGGAACGUUUGAAAGAUUUGUGCCAGAAGAGAAGCGCACUGGAGGAUAUGCUGCAUCUGCUGCGGAUAAGUGAGGUGCAAAAGUUGAGUGACGACAAGUCGCAAGACGUAUUUUCCGACUUGAUGUUUCAGCUGAAGAGUUCGAUCCUCGGGGGAGCGGAGCAUUUGUUCAGCAGGAUGUGGAGCAGUGGAGGGGGGGAUAAAUUUCGCGGGGGCAAAGCGAGUGGCAAAGCGAGCGGCAGUGGUACUGAUGAUGAAUGGAAUGCCGCGCGAGGGGACCACUCCUCCACCGCGGCAUCAGCCGAGUCAGGGGGAAACUCCAGCCGCGAACGGGUGAGCGAUUUGGAGGAAGCAGACGGGGCAUCAGAUGUGCACACUGGUGGCACACCGAGGGGAGAGAGCCCUGCGAAAAGCCCCUCACUAGGUGGACACCACUCCGAAAAGGGAAGCCCCUUAAAUUGGAAGUCGCACACGGAGGAGAGACCCCUUCCAAAGAGUGGCUCCCUCACAAGUCCGUUUUUAAAAAAACAGCAAAAGUGCGGGAGUAGAAAUAACCCGGGCGAUUCCUCCCUGCAAAGGUUCCAUUUGAUGAGAAAAUGCUUUAGUAACACGAGGGGGGCCGCCACGUCGUUCCUCUUCGACCGUGAUGGGGGGGUGAACGGAGGAGAAGCGGCAAUACCAAUGCAAACCAGAAGAAGUGAAAAACGUAAAAUUCCCCUUUUGAGGAAAUCCUCACGUGGAGAAUCAACCCAUCUGGAGAAUAAACACACAAACGUGGCAGUCCUGAAAGGGCAUAUCGAAAAGGGAAGCCCCAAAAUGCCAGUCAAGACGAUCCCCCCGUCGAUAAAUAAAGCUGGCAAAAAUGUGUGCACAAGAAAGGGGAGCAACGAACCGAAUGGUGAAGCAUUGGGAGAACGGGACCGAUCGGGUUCGUUUGACUCGCUCUCCUCAUCUUCUUCCGACGCGUCUGCAUCGAGAGGACCCGGGGGGGAGAAAACCGGAUCGGGCAACCAGAUGGGGAGAAAAAAGUACCUCAUCAGAAUAAACCGAAAGGGGCAUGGCAGUUUUGAAGUUACGAAGGAGGGAGCAAACUCGUCCGGUCGUGUCUACGAUUUUGAGGUCCUUUAUGAGGGGGGUGAUGAAGUGGUCGGCAUGUCGGAUGCCGCUACACCGCAGCAGGGGACGCCCAAACAGUUGGUGCACUUUUCAUUUUUGAGGAGGGGGGGGAAGGUAUGCGGCGUGGAGAAGUUACAAAUUGGGGACAGCGAGUUGGUGAGGAGUCUCCAUUUCGGGAGUGCCACCCAGGGUGCGCCUCGCGAUGCGGAUGCUAACGAAGAUGGCGUGACGGCAGGGGACCCCCUGGUGCCGCCGCAAAGGAAGGGGCGUGCCAAGAAGGAAGCGCGAAAGCGAAUCAAUUGGCUGGAAGAGAGUUUGAAAAACUUGCGGGAGGAGAAUUUCAGGAAGAAGUACGAGCUGACGAGGAUGCUAGACGAUGUGAGGAGGAGACAAAUGAAAGGGGUGGUGAGCGGCGGUGGGGGGAACUCUUCCGGGGGUGACUUCUCCGGGGGUAACCACCCCGCAGGUGCAGAGUCCUACAACAUGGAGUUCGUAGAAACGAACCGGCUGCGCGGGCUGUACAUCCACAUGCUGGACAAGCAGAGCCAACUGGAGAGGGACAAAAAUUUCUACAAAAAGGAGCUAGAAACAUUGCAAGAAGAUAUAAAAAACGAAGCAGCUCCAUUGGCCGAUUUUCUGAGGGAAGAGAAGCACAAGUUCAUAGAAAGAGAAAAAGAAUUUUACAAAAAGGAAAAGAAAUAUUUCCAAGUGAAGAACCAGUUGAGGAAAAAAGUGACCCACCUUGAAAAUCAGUUGGAGAUAGCCCAAGAGACGUUAAACAAAGAGAGGGAAGUGAACAAAAGCUUGAGGAGUACCAUCACGGAAAAUCUAUCCCUCAUGGAAAAAAAGGAUAACGAAAGGAGGAACUCCGAUUUGGCAAAUGAGUCUAAGAUAAAAAAUUUGAAUACAGAGCUGCAGGAGCUCAUGGAUACCGUGGUGGUAGAGAAAAAAGAAAAAAAUAAAUUGCAGGAGGAAAUCUCUCUCAUCAGGAAGGACGUCUCUUUUGAUCACUUCAAAAAAGUGGUACUUGAAAAAAUUACAAAAACGAAUUGCGAUAUAAAGUACCUGGCCGAGAUCCUCGAGUUGUUGACGAAGGAGCUGGAGAAUAAAAUAUCCAAGGAGAGUUCCAACGAAAGACAUGUGCGCGAAUUGGAAGAGGAGUGCUCGAGGAAGACCAAACUGUUAAGCUGUGCGGAGGGUAAAAUGAACAAAGAUAAGCGCAAGAUGAGGAAGAUGAGGGAGGAAAUAGCCUAUCUGCAUGAGAAGAAUAAAAACCUGGUGGAGAGCGUCAAGUGUAUGGUUUCCCAGGGGGUGGGGGGAUUUCCUAACGAGGUGAUCUCUCCAGAGGGCGGGGGGACCACCUCCCCAGAGGAGGGUGCUUACUACUGUUCUUCCGAUGAACGAGAUGCAGCAUUAUUGCAGCACCUCUCCCCGCGGGAGACCUCACAGAUUGCCAAGUCGAAUGACACCGCUGGGAGGAACAGAAAAGGGAGGAGGAGGAGGAGGGGGCGCGCGCCAAGUAAAGGCAAAAGGCGAUUCAGCAAAAAUGGGCAGAGCUGCACCAGCUUCUCCGACAACAGUUCGCUAUUCCUCUGCCACGACAUGGACACUAAGCGGGGGUGCUCGUCCGACGAGCUGGCGAGCGGCCCGCCCUACGAGUGCCGGGGGGUCAUUCGGCACAGCUUUAGGUGGGAGCGGUGA
Messenger RNA from Plasmodium vivax (malaria parasite P. vivax), 3162 nucleotides. RefSeq lists its product as hypothetical. The record is from RefSeq and is a predicted model, not a curated record. Lineage: Eukaryota; Apicomplexa; Aconoidasida; Haemosporida; Plasmodiidae. The transcript has a single exon. The coding region runs from base 1 to 3162 and encodes 1053 amino acids.